UUUUUUUUUUUUUUUUAAACAUUUAAACACUUGACGAAUCACUCCAGCUCAAUUUAACAAUAAAAUGUAAGUCUGCCACAAUAAAAUACACUACACUAUGUUGGUGUUCUUAUACGCACACUCUCAAACCCAAACUCAAACACCUUUUUUCACUCUGUAGGUCACAUUUACAUUACGCCUCGAGCUUCUCUGGCAAUGCCUUCCCCAGCACUGAAAACCUCGGCCAGGGCGGCGACGACUACAGCAACAACCCUUACAGCGCACCCAAAGGUGGCAAUCCCUCGGGAGAACCCCGAAAGGACGGCAAGCUGAAUAACGUGCAGCAGCAGGUCGACGAAGUGGUCAAUAUCAUGCAGGAGAACAUCAAUAAAGUGAUGGAGCGGGAGGAGCGCCUGGAUAACGUACACGAUAAGACUCAGAGGCUUCAGGGAGAGUCUGACCUGUUCCGUCGGGGAGCAACACAGACCCGUAAGAAGAUGGCAUGGCGUAAUAUGAAGCUUAAGAUUAUCAUCGGCAUCGUGCUCGUUAUUCUCAUUAUCGUUAUAGUCGGUAAGUAUAAAAAAACAUACAAAUUCUCUCUGGGGUUUAUUAAAUUUCUCCCCCCUCUUUUCCCCUUCUCUCUUCUCUCCCGCACCUUUUUUAUUUUUUAUCUGCGGAGAGCGCAGGACACAUGAUGCGCUCGAGUCGAUUGCAUAUGACUGCGUGAUACACCAUACAAAACGUACAAUCAACUAAUUCCACAUCUUUGUAAACCAUUUUUUACUCUGCCCAUAUAGUCCCAGUCGUCGUGUCGCAGAGACAGAAAUAAGCAGCACUGGCCUUUUUUGCCUUGCUUUUUUUGUUUACGCCAAGUUGUCCAUAACUUUAUUAUUAUGUGAGAGAAAAAAAAACCAAAUCUUUGGAUGAGUAGUAGUGAUACUUUACAAUCAGCCACUUCGAGCUUUUCUUUAUCGAGCAGCACGAUAUAGUAGUUUAUUCAUUGUCUUUUUUUUCUCGCUGGGAACUGC
Messenger RNA from Kickxella alabastrina, 1007 nucleotides. RefSeq names its product synaptobrevin-domain-containing protein. Gene Ontology annotation, cellular component: SNARE complex; plasma membrane. The transcript has a single exon. Gene Ontology annotation, biological process: vesicle fusion; vesicle-mediated transport. Lineage: Eukaryota; Fungi; Kickxellomycota; Kickxellomycetes; Kickxellales; Kickxellaceae. Gene Ontology annotation, molecular function: syntaxin binding; SNAP receptor activity. The coding region runs from base 351 to 674 and encodes 107 amino acids. The record is from RefSeq and is a predicted model, not a curated record.